Varanus komodoensis (Komodo dragon) is the source of this 1236-nucleotide messenger RNA. RefSeq lists its product as uncharacterized. NCBI's taxonomy places the organism in Eukaryota, Metazoa, Chordata, Lepidosauria, Squamata, Varanidae. Bases 277 to 1236 code for a protein of 319 amino acids. The transcript is spliced from 2 exons. The record is from RefSeq and is a predicted model, not a curated record.
CCAUGGCAGGAGCAGCAUGGAGGUGACCUUCGCUCCUCCGCAUGCGAAGGAUGCACGUAACUUGGAGGGUUGCAGGCAGCCUCACGGGGACUUAUGUCCCUGCACUGAAAAACAAGCCAGAACCAGUAACCUUCAAAGAGAGUGAGCCACAAUCCUCAGUCCAGGUGUUCUGCUGCUUCCCAGUCCACACAGCAAUCAGCUCUGCAUGCAGCGAGUCUAAAUAUAACAGAUGAAGGAACGCCCAAGUUGAAUUGCACAGUCAGUAAAGUUACUCUGAUGAACCUGCAACCUGCUAAGAAAACCACCCUAGUAUUGCGAGAUGACAAAACCAGGGAAGGUCUCCGAUCCUCCAGCUUCCACUGCUCUGUUCCCAACCUUUCAGAGACUAAGCCAAUGAAGGAGGAGAUUAAAAACCAUCCUGAAAAAGUAUCUAGGGAUGGCACUACUUCUCCUAAACCCUUUUAUGCAACAGAGUCUCAAAGCAUGGAGAACCUGGUACUGAAAAGACCCGUGAAGCUGGCUCCUCUUGAUAUCCCCUUGGAAGUAAAAGAAGCACAGCUGCAGAAGAUCAUGAGCCUCCAGAGAGAUGCCCAACUGGCUGCUUUUAAAUUAGCCAGCAUUGGCUCCACUGGUAGUGAGCCACAUGUAAAAAGGGUGAAAAAUUUGGCUCUGGCAGAGCUGGAAAACUUCCAUAAUGCCAAGACAACAGAGAAGUUCACAUUAGAGAAUCAAGACAGUGUCCACAUAUCAAGUACCAAGCCCAUCUGUGAGGUUCAGAUUAUUUUACCUGCAGAGGGAAAAACCAAGCCUGCAAAAAAGAAUACUUUUGAAGGUUCUCCCAUACGAUGCCGUAAACCUUUAAUGCCUCAGAACGUGUGUGGCACCCUCCAAGCUGCUGACGUCCAAGAGGAUGGGAAGAUAACAGACACCUUUGCACAGGAAAAUGGUAGGCAGCGCUUUAAGUUGAAGCAGAUGAAAGAUCAGCAGGUAUGUCUGGGAAAAAACAAGCCCUUAAGAGCCAUGGGAGCUGACCUGGUAGAAGGAAAGCCGAAAACAGCAAGCCUGCGAGCUCACAAGACUCUGAGUAACGCGAGCAAGUUGCUUGACAAUGUAGCCAGGAAGCACCGGGGACGAGGGAAUGGGUCAGAUGAGAUCGAUGAGGAUCUGCUUGUGAGAAGGCAACCAUCUCCACGGAGGAUGGCUGUUGGGGAUAUCAUCCUGGUAGAUGAUGAAUAA